UCCACCACCACACCACCGCCGGCGCCGGGGGUCACCUACUCUACUCGUUCGCCUCCCCUCCCUUUCCACAACCGCAGCCCAAGGCUUCUAGAAGCAACCGCCGCGCUCGCGCGCGAGCUUAACACCUCCCUCCCGCCAUCGCUCCCCCCUCCCACUCUAUACGCGAAGCUCCACGCCCACUUAAUUUGACGAAGCGUGGUCGAGGGCGCGCGUCGCGUCGCGUCGCCAUGGCGCUCCUCUCCGCGACUGCCCCCGCCAAGACGCGCUUCUCGCUCUUCUGCCACGAGGAGGCGCAGCACCACCCGCCGCUCCAGUGCUCCGGCGGUGGCGGCAAGAGGCAGCGGGCGGCGCGCGCCAGGGUGGCUGCGGCGGCAAUGUUGCGGCCGGCCGACGCGGCCGCCGCGCACACGCCGUCGCCGGCCGGCGGCGCCGCGGGAACGGGGAGGCCGCGGGUGCUCGUGGCCGGCGGCGGCAUCGGGGGCCUGGUGUUCGCGCUGGCGGCGAGGCGGAAGGGGUACGACGUGACGGUGUUCGAGCGGGACAUGAGCGCGGUGCGCGGCGAGGGGCAGUACCGCGGGCCGAUACAGAUCCAGAGCAACGCGCUCGCCGCGCUGGAGGCCAUGGACAUGUCCGUCGCCGAGGAGGUCAUGCGCGAGGGCUGCGUCACCGGCGACCGCAUCAACGGCCUCGUCGACGGCAUCUCCGGCUCCUGGUACAUCAAGUUUGAUACGUUUACUCCUGCAGCUGAGCGAGGUCUCCCAGUUACAAGGGUUAUUAGCCGCAUGACGCUGCAGCAGAUUCUUGCUCGUGCGGUUGGCGAGGAUGCUAUAAUGAAUGGUAGCCACGUUGUUGAUUUUAUAGACGAUGGCAACAAGGUAACUGCCAUUUUGGAGGAUGGCCGGAAAUUUGAAGGUGACCUUUUGGUUGGUGCUGAUGGAAUAUGGUCAAAGGUGAGGAAGGUGCUUUUUGGGCAUUCAGAAGCAACUUAUUCAGAAUACACUUGCUACACCGGAAUUGCAGACUUUGUACCUCCUGACAUUGACACAGUUGGGUACCGAGUAUUUCUUGGUCACAAACAAUAUUUUGUCUCUUCAGAUGUCGGUGCUGGUAAAAUGCAGUGGUAUGCAUUUCAUAAGGAACCUGCUGGUGGCACCGAUCCUGAAAAUGGCAAAAAGAAAAGAUUGCUCGAGAUAUUUAGUGGUUGGUGCGAUAACGUCGUUGAUCUGAUAAAUGCAACUGACGAGGAAGCAAUCCUUCGCCGGGAUAUAUAUGACCGACCACCAACCUUUAACUGGGGGAAAGGUCGUGUCACCUUGCUUGGUGACUCUGUACAUGCUAUGCAGCCAAAUCUGGGUCAAGGUGGCUGCAUGGCUAUUGAGGAUGGUUACCAGCUGGCUGUAGAGCUUGAGAAGGCCCGGCAGGAGAGUGUUAAGUCUGGAACUCCUAUGGAUGUAGUUUCCUCCUUAAGGAGGUAUGAGAAGGAGAGAAUACUACGGGUUUCUGUUAUACAUGGUUUGGCAAGAAUGGCAGCAAUCAUGGCUACUACUUACAGACCUUACUUGGGUGUGGGUCUAGGACCAUUGUCGUUCUUGACGAAGUUGAGGAUACCACAUCCUGGAAGAGUUGGUGGGAGAUUCUUCAUCAAGUAUGGAAUGCCUUUGAUGUUGACCUGGGUUUUAGGUGGAAACAGCUCAAAGCUGGAAGGAAGACCAUUGAGCUGUAGGCUUUCUGACAAGGCAAAUGACCAGCUCCGUCAAUGGUUUGAGGAUGAUGAUGCAUUGGAACAAGCCAUGGGUGGAGAGUGGUUCCUCUUCUCUACAAGUUCUGGAAACACCUAUGCCUCGCAACCCAUUCGGUUAAUCAGGGAUGAAAAGAUGUCAUUCUCCAUUGGAAGCCGGUCAGACCCAAGCAAAUCUGCUUCUUCCCUAUCAUUGCCCUUGCCACAGAUAUCAGAAAGCCAUGCUACUAUCACAUGCAAGAAUAAGGCCCUCUACUUGACUGAUCAUGGAAGUGAACAUGGUACAUGGAUUACCGACAACGAAGGUAGACGCUAUCGCGUACCUCCGAACUUCCCUGUCCGUUUCCAUCCCUCGGAUGUCAUUGAGUUUGGUUCAGAUAAGAAGGCCAUGUUCCGUGUGAAGGUCAUGAACACGCUCCCAUAUGAAUCUGCAAGAGGAGGGCAGCAAAUCCUGCAGGCCGCAUGAGUGGUUCCUGUUUAUCAUCAGCUACUGUACAGCAUCCAGAGACAAGAUGAAACGAGACGUGAAAGAAACAAGUGAUUUUUAAAUUUAUGCAGGUUCCAAACAGGAUUUUGAAUAGGUUUCUGACGGAUUGAAAUUGCAGUUCUCCAUACAGAAACUGAGGUGUACAAUAGCCAAUAGGGAUAGGCAAUUUUAGCUGUUGCCUAAUGUAUAUUUUUUGAGAAUACGCCGUUGCAUAAUGUAUAUACAUUGUUGUGACAUUUCAUCAAGAAGGCAGAAUGUAAUUAAGGCUUGAACACAACUAUGCAAUAGAAAAGGUAGCUAAAACCGCUUCGUUUGGAAA
Molecule: messenger RNA, 2544 nt
Organism: Oryza brachyantha (malo sina)
Lineage: Eukaryota; Viridiplantae; Streptophyta; Magnoliopsida; Poales; Poaceae
Product: zeaxanthin epoxidase, chloroplastic
Exons: 16
Coding region: 228-2204 (658 amino acids)
Biological process (GO): abscisic acid biosynthetic process
Cellular component (GO): chloroplast; membrane
Molecular function (GO): FAD binding; protein binding; zeaxanthin epoxidase activity
Source: RefSeq, a predicted model, not a curated record